AUGCGUACCUUGACUUACUCUCAUGACACAAUCUACAAAAAGGUUGAACAAAUAGACAUAGUUAUAAGGACCCGCAUCUUAAACUCUUAUUAUAGCAUGUUCUCUGGAAGCCCUAGCUAUGCACACCGCGCUGCGUCGAUCAUAAAAUCGCCAUCGGGUCCUCAAACGCCCUUACGCAUCUCAACUCCUAAUUUUGGUUCACCCUCAGUCCUCCGUGCCGAAGAAGAAUGCGUUGUCCUGGAAUUUGGGGCCCGAUAUCUACAAGUAGGGCUCGCCGGAUCCGCUACUCCCCAAGCAGUGAUGGAUUUUGGCUAUGAGCAGCUAAGAAGGGCCGGUGACUUGAGGAAAUGGUCGACAAAUUAUGACGGGUCCAACCGAAAUGCCAAUGGGAAGGAAUGGGGGGAAGCAUUCGAGCUAUGGCGGCCAGACCUACGGAAUUUAGAUCUAGGUUUGGUAGGAGACAAGAUCGAACGGGCUGUGAGAGAUGCAUUCACAAAGAACUUACUUGUUGAUUCCCGCCCUAGAAAAUUUUUACUAGCUCUACCAUCCACACUACCAAUCCCGUUGCUAUCUACUACGCUGGAAACAUUAUUCUCAAACUUUCAACCAUCCAGUAUAUCCCUUAUGUCAGCCCCGUUGCUGGCGGCUAUAGCCGCGGGUGUAAGAUCUGCUCUCGUCGUAGACAUUGGUUGGGCUGGAACUACUGUCACAAGUAUCUAUGAGUAUCGUGAGGUACAGUGCAACCGAUCGAUAAGAGGUUCAAAAAUGUUAGGAGAUGCACUUUCAAGAAAGCUUUUUAGUUUUGUUUACAAAUUACCGGUGUCAGACUACAUCGAGAACUCAGAGAACAACCUUAGCUUUGAGGAGUGUGAGGAGGUUAUGGAACGAGUUGUAUGGUGCCAAACCAUGAAGAAACUUCAUCCAUCAACGUUACAAGAUCCUACUACCCAAGUAGAGAAAAACGUGUCAGAUACGCUUGAAACGGAAGAACAAAAACAUGAUGAUAUAAUCAACAUACCACUGAGAUCAAUUAAGCCUAUGAGAACAAUCCAGAUUCCAUUCUCUGAAUUAUCCUCACCUUGCGAAAGCGUUUUUUUUGCCCCUGAGACCACUGCAACAGAAUUUGAUGACGAAGAACUUCCCCUACAUUUACUUGUAUAUCAAAGCCUUUUAAAACUACCUGUGGAUAUAAGAUCAGUGUGUAUGGAACGCAUAAUAUUUGUUGGUGGCGCCUCAAAUAUCCCGGGUCUAAAGCCUCGCGUCAUGCAGGAAGUGUUUCAUCUUGUAGAAAAUUAUGGAUGGAACCGUGUCCGAGGUAACGCUGUGAAGCAGCUCAUCAGAAAUCCUAAGUUAUUUAAAAACAAGACCAGCCGGAGCGAUCCUUAUGAAACCCAGACAGAGACAAAUAAAUCUAUCGUACAAUCAAUGUCAGUCGCGGCUGCAACUCCCCAAGAAGCCGACCCUUUUGAGAGAAGGAUAAGAAGAGGAGCUAUAAAAGAUCCAUCGCCUGUCAAGACUGGUACGCUGAGAGCCAUAGGCACUCUUGGAGCCUGGGCUGGUGGCAGUCUAUUAUCUCAACUCAAGAUCCAAGCAGUCGUGGUCAUCGAAAAAGAGCAGUGGUCUCAGCACGGGAUUUAUGGAGCCUCGAAAUCAAAUGAGUCAUAUCACACAUCGCUCUGGAGAGGUAUGGAAUCAACUAAUAUUCGAUCGGGGCCUGGAGAGCGGUCUAGUUGGACCUUGGGACUUUGGGGUUGA
Blumeria graminis f. sp. triticale is the source of this 1755-nucleotide messenger RNA. The record is from the annotation of a GenBank genome assembly. NCBI's taxonomy places the organism in Eukaryota, Fungi, Ascomycota, Leotiomycetes, Helotiales, Erysiphaceae.